Cladophialophora yegresii CBS 114405 is the source of this 3804-nucleotide messenger RNA. RefSeq lists its product as uncharacterized. Gene Ontology annotation, cellular component: tubular endosome; plasma membrane; early endosome. Gene Ontology annotation, biological process: early endosome to late endosome transport. The transcript has a single exon. The record is from RefSeq and is a predicted model, not a curated record. Gene Ontology annotation, molecular function: SNARE binding; phosphatidylinositol binding; guanyl-nucleotide exchange factor activity. NCBI's taxonomy places the organism in Eukaryota, Fungi, Ascomycota, Eurotiomycetes, Chaetothyriales, Herpotrichiellaceae. The coding region runs from base 1 to 3804 and encodes 1267 amino acids.
AUGCCCGUCCUGAACCCUUUUCUGCGCGCGCUCUUUCAGAGUAGUGUGCUAGGACACGCCCUCCCCUCGCAGAACUAUGUCCUCCUGGUGCCUACCACCGAAUCCCUCCUGUUCGGCCAGGAUCGCGAAACGAACAGGAGAUAUGCCGACCAGGUCGAAGAUGAAGACUUCCUUGGAAGCCACAUCCUCCGGAUCAUCCCCAACGCGGCCGCGAAGGAGGGAAAUGUCCGCGACAACCGUACCAAGGCGAAAAACUACUCCACCGUCAACGGGCGCACGGUCAUCGUCAAGGAGAAUGUCGUGUAUAGUAACAAGGGCUUCAAACAUUUGAAUCAGGCGCCCCUGUUGAGUGAUCUGCUGUAUUAUUCGCCGGGGAAUGAUAUGCAACAAUGGCUAGUCUACUACAUCUCCAAGCCCUUGACGGGUCUGUUCGAAGCAUUGCCCAUUAAGCCCGCCAUAAUCGGAGACAGGACAAUCACCGCGUCCGCGUCCGCGCCAGUUGCUUCUUCAUCGUCUUCCGAACCUCCGACGCCUAAGAAGAAAGAUAUCAAGAGCUUUGGACAGCUGCUGGAGAACUUCCCCAUGAUUCAGCGACAAAUGCAGUCGGGCUUGGAGAGGUUGUUCAACGAGUUUGGCAAGGAACUGGGAAAACCCCUGCCACCACCACCUUCGCAGCCUUCACCCCGUCCGCUGUCGAGCGAGUGGGAUGGAACGACUCAGGCAUCGGAGAACGGAUCCAUCAGGUCUAACGGGACAAUAAAACUGCCGUUCAAUUCUCCAGCAUAUUUCGAGGACGAGGAGGACCUCAUGCGAAGAGCUCUAGAAACGGCUGUCACUGCAGCCAUUGACUUGUUCCAAGGAGUCGACAAGCAGCAACUGUCAAACCUGGGCGCGACAACUGACCUGACUGGUCCCGACGUAGAGAAGCUGAUUGAGCGAUAUGUAGCAGAGUCGGUACACGAUUCGCUACUAUUCCCUCGGUUAUGUGCGUUUCACAAAGCACAGGACCACGAACUUGACCGCAGAAUACGGCAGAUGGACUGUCUGGACGUCUCGCAAGUUGGAAUCGCUAUAGAAGACGGUCGGAACGGCAAGCGAGAUCUCAUCAGCAGAAUCAAUCGCGGAGUUGGAGUCUUUCGAAAGAUGGGCGUGGCUGGUAGUCCACAAGAAAUGCUGGAUAUAUUACUCGAAACGCAAAAGGCGGUGUCAGAGCCGGCGGGAACCUCGGAUGAGGAGAAGAAGGCCGUGGCGGCAAUGACCAUCAACGCCGACGUCCUAGUAUCCAUGCUUUUACUCGUCGUCAUCCGGGCCUCGGUAAGACAUCUCCAGGCGCGAUUGUCGUAUAUGCAGCGCUUUAUCUACAUUGACGACGUCGAAAGUGGCGAAAUCGGCUACUCUUUGAGUACUUUGGAGGCAGUGCUGACAUAUCUGGCACGAGAUGCCGGCGGAUUACGGAAAGCAUCCAAGCAGAACCAGUCGCUGUGGAAAGCAGUCAAAAGUGGAAAGGUCGACGAGGUCAGAUCGAUAUUUGAAGAGUCCGCUAUCAUGGACGACGACCUGGUCGAGGAGCCUUUGGAAAUUCCACUAUCAAGAAAGACCACCGUGUUGAACAUGGCAGCUGAUGCAUGUGCUAGACCCAUGCUGUCACGAAAUCCAUCCAGCGAAGGGGGCCUUUCGCACGUUUUUCCUUUCCAAGCAGCGGAGAAGAAAAAUCCGAUCCCUAAGCAGAAGAAGAAGGUCCACAUGGCCGCUAGAAGCAUGUCGAUUUCUUCUGUACACUCGGGUUUGUCUAGAGCAGCGACCAUCGAGACGACACUCAGCGGCAUAGAGGGUGACACCUCUGUGCAAAGCCUUGCGCAGACCCAAGACGCGGUGGGGAACUCAGUCCUCAUGAUGGCUGUUGAGAGCCAGCAACCGCAAUCCUUACGUUACCUGCUGAGCCUCUCCGAGCAUUACACGCCGGAGGAAGUCAUGGCGGAUUCGAACCAAGAAGGAGCGACAUUGCUUAGUGCUGCCGUCCAGCUCGCCAAGACGGAGCUAGUCGACAUCAUACUCGACUUCGUUGAACAGAAUGCGGAAGAGGCAAAGUUCCGAGAGUAUCUAGCUGUCAAGGACACUCGAGGCAGAAGCGUUGCGCACUAUAUUUUCAACACGCCGAAACUGAUCAAGAGACUCGCCAAUGUCCUGCCUUGGCGGCAAAAGGACAAAAUCGGACAUACGCCUCUGUUUGCGAUCUGCCGCACGUACGACCAUCCCGAGUACAGCAGUAUGGUCUCUGAGGCCCUGAUAGCUGCGAGAGACGCCCAGCAGGAUGACGGUCCUUUGCGAAUUGAAGACCAUGUUGACAACAAAGGCAACUCCUUGCUACAUAUUGUUAACGACUCGGUCAUCAUGCAACGCAUACUCCAGUAUUGCGAGGUUGAUAUGAACGCUACCAACGACAAAAAAUUCACGCCCUUGAUGCUGGCAAGCAAGUACGGGCGCGUCGACAUGGUCAGGAUCCUUCUCGGCGAUCCCAGAGUCGACACCCAUGUGCGAGACUUUCGCGGUUUGACAGCGGUCGAACUGGCCAAAGAUGACGAAGUGCGAAACCGAAUCGACGACCUGAUGUUGUUCUCGCCUGCGAAUACAGUCGACGCAGCUGGCCGCAUCACGGCAAUCGUCCGCUCCUUCUUCGUCGAGGACGGCUCGACGCGAUUCAUCCUCAAAUCCGGCGCUCCCAACCCUGCCGUUUCUAGCACGACUUACACCAUAACCACCUCUCGUCGCGCCCUCAUCGAUUUCGAAAAUCUGGCAAAAUGGCUCUCGAUGGACUCUCCCGCUUCGUACAUGCCUAUCAUGUCGGCCUCGAACUUCCGCAACCCGUUUCAACUGCAUUCCCGGCCUUCGAGGGCUGUUUUGUACGAUUCGCAAUGCCACCUCGACCGGUUUCUCAAGAUUUUGAUGAAACACCCUACAUUCUCCACACAUGAGAUGCUCUGGGAAUUCUUCCUGGUGCCCGACAUGUUGCAGGAGCAGAUGGCUGAGCGGGCCCGACUCAAGGCGGAACUCGUGCAGGAGAAGAUCACCGAUGAAUACGACCCUUUGACCUCGAGAGCGGACAUGAACGCCGUGGACGGCCUGGUCUCUCACUCCCGCGACAUGGUGCGCAAAAUCAACAUCGCCACCCGCUCGGUUGUCCGUAAAGGCUACGCUUACGUGCAAGCGCAGGCCGACUUUGCAGAAGCUCACUCCCUUUGCGCCGUGGCCUUUGCCACUCUCGCCGAGCCUGCAACAACUCUAUCAGACCCACUUGCGCACACCUUUCUCCGACUCGCCAGUCUGAUGCAUACGGAACCCGCGUCGUCGCCCUUGCGGAAUUACAUCGCUUCCCUGCAGACUUUCCAAUCUACGAUCAUGGCUGUGCAGUCCGCGCUGCUGAAACCCUCGGCGCUGAUUGAUAAGAUCACAUCCGCGCAGAAACAGAUCGAAAAGGACAGGUUGAAUCUGGCCAACAACUCUGUGCCACGCAAGGGGCUUCUGAAGAACGUGAAUCUCCCGUUUCCCGGCACGGAGGAAUCGCGGAUGAAAGCCCUCAAAGAUACGGAGCGCAAGGUGGUCGAGAGGGAACUAGAAGUAGAACGCCUAGGUCGCGAGCUAAGGUAUACCAACGAGGUUGUCGUGGGGGAGUUGGCAGGCUGGAACGACUGGAGGGAAGGGUGGGGCAGAGAAGAGGUCAAGAGGAUGGUCAGGCAGACCGUCGUCCUGGAGCGGGAACGGCUGAGAGCAAUGCAGAGGGCGAUGAGGGCUAUAAAGGGAGAGUAA